Pogonomyrmex barbatus (red harvester ant) is the source of this 655-nucleotide messenger RNA. RefSeq lists its product as uncharacterized. NCBI's taxonomy places the organism in Eukaryota, Metazoa, Arthropoda, Insecta, Hymenoptera, Formicidae. The record is from RefSeq and is a predicted model, not a curated record.
CCAGGACUAUCAUCACAACAUAUUCAAAUGAACAAUUCAAGAGUUAACCGUAAAACGGCUAAACGGCUACGGCGGGAAGUUAGAUUGCGAGCGCGAAGACUAUUGGAUUCAAAUCAAGGUCUAUCAACAAAUCCUAGAGUCCAUCAAUCCGAGCGUCGGAGCUUCACCGUCGUCCGAGGACAGAUCUCGCGCUUCAACGGAAGAAUCCUCGACUCGCGCAUCUCACACACCAUCGCCGCGAAUCCCAACGCCUCACCCACCGUCCUCUGUUUUCCGCACAACCUCCCCUUCACUUUCGCAAGUCUCGAUCUCUCGUACUCUGUCACCUGUCUCCUCUCCCUCACUUUCACGGGCCUCGAUGCCUCGCAUUCCAUCGCCACCUCGCUUCAUGGUGGUGGAAUUCGUUGGAGAGGUUCCACCAGUACCGCCGAUAGUCUUCGAGGGGGAAUUACGUUCCAGGACAUCCUCUCAUAGUUCCCUAUCUCCACCGAGACUCUUCCCCCGGGGUUAUUUACCAUAGGCCCCGAAUCCAUUGACUUAACCGCACUCCGAAAUUACGUAACAUUGAACCGCCUUGACAUCAUCGCAGUAUACAUCCCCGGAGUUCCUCCAUUUUUAGUCCCUGUCCGAUACUUCUAUAGAAUGUUCCCACUUU